Molecule: messenger RNA, 1101 nt
Organism: Puccinia graminis f. sp. tritici CRL 75-36-700-3
Lineage: Eukaryota; Fungi; Basidiomycota; Pucciniomycetes; Pucciniales; Pucciniaceae
Exons: 1
Coding region: 1-1101 (366 amino acids)
Biological process (GO): DNA integration; DNA recombination
Molecular function (GO): DNA binding
Source: RefSeq, a predicted model, not a curated record
AUGGAAACUGGUACAAUAAUAGACUCGAGCGCUUUAACUAUUAAUCAUUUAAACAAAAUUAAAGCUUUCGUUGCGAAAGGCACGACUCAUCACCCGGUAUCGGCCCUAAAUGCACACCUACUAUCAGGGUGGAAAUGGAAUACAUUGAUAGGAUAUAACGCUGCUGUUAAGAAAUUCAUAUUCUUCAAGAACUUGUCAGGAGACCACGACUUCGUUCUGCCAGCUACGAGUAAAGAUAUAGAAGAUUUUUGUUUUUGGGCAGGAAGAAACCUUUACUUAAACAACUCUUACAAAAUAUCGGCGAGUUCAAUUAGGAAGUACUUAUGCGGCAUAAAGGCAUGGCACACUUUCCAUGACACGUUGUACCCAGAAAUAGCGGAUAAACGAAUCGAAUUAUUACUGAAGGCAUCGGCUAAAGUGGACGCGACUAAACCGCUCAAACCAAAGAAACCGGCGAUAAUGUUGAAACAUCUAAUAUGGCUGUCAAACAUGUUAUUUCCGGGUGGAAAGGCCGACAAAGCGAUAAUGGAUUUGGCGAUCGUGGCUUUUUGGGGUAUGGCCAGAAUCGGAGAAUUGACAUACAGUAAACCUACGGGAUCAAUUGAAAGUCAACUGUCACUUUUAACGACAGACGCUCGUAUUGUGAAUUCGGCAAUCGGAGAGAAAGUCAUUUUGACGGUACGUAACGCAAAAACGGCAACACCGGGUAAACCUCAAGAAAUAGUCUUACAUAGCUUGAAAAACAUGUUAUGUCCGGUUUUGGCGAUUAAAAGAAGACUGGAAGAAGCAGCAGGACAAAAAACGUCCCUUUUUGGUUUUUUCUGCGGCGAUACCCGAAAACACCUGACACGAUCGAUUGCCGUAAAUCGAAUUCAAUUAGUCUUGAGAUCAGGAGGAUUCGAUGGGUUGUUAGGCCAUUCCUUUCGGGUCGGGGGAGCAUCGUUGCGGUUUGCACUUGGAACACCUGUAGAUGAAAUAUGCGUUUUAGGCAGAUGGGUGUUGAAUUGCUAUAAGUUAUACAUUAGAGAGUAUGACAAUUCUUCACUUCUCGAAUCAAAAAAGAUUAUAGAGGAGUUAAACGAGUUAUGGGACGAGGAUUGA